Microthlaspi erraticum is the source of this 1557-nucleotide messenger RNA. The record is from the annotation of a GenBank genome assembly. NCBI's taxonomy places the organism in Eukaryota, Viridiplantae, Streptophyta, Magnoliopsida, Brassicales, Brassicaceae.
AUGGAUCUUGGAGUUCGGGUUCAAGGUUCGGUUUCAGGUCAUGAAAACGGGUCACCGGGACACUCAGAGCUCGGAUCUGGUUUCAGCAGCAAGCAAGAAAGAUCCGGUUUCGACGGUGAAGAUUGCUGGAGGAGCUCAAAGCUCGCAAGAACAUCAACAGAUGGAUUCUUUUCCUCCUCCUCCUCCUCCUCCUCUUCCGCAGCAGCUAAUAAAACGCUGUCGUUUCAUCAAGGCAUACCUCUCCUGAGAUCUACCUCUAUCGAUCCUCGUAGACAAGAACAUAUGCUUAGCUUCUCCUCUGCUUCAGACAAAUCAGAUGUCUCCUCUGUCUCACCUUAUCUUCAGUACUGUAGAAACUCAGGAUAUGGUAUAGGAGGAAUGAUGAACACAAGCAGCAUGCAUGGAAACUUGUUGACAGGAGUUAAAGGACCUUUUUCAUUGACUCAAUGGGCUGAGCUAGAGCAACAGGCUUUGAUCUACAAAUACAUCACAGCCAAUGUCCCUGUGCCAUCUGCGUUACUCCUCUCUCUCAAGAAAUCUUUCUUCCCUUAUGGAUCUUUGCCUCCUAAUUCCUUUGGAUGGGGCUCUUUUCAUCUGGGCUUUUCCGGCGGCAACAUGGAUCCCGAGCCAGGGAGAUGCCGCCGGACAGAUGGAAAGAAAUGGCGGUGCUCGAGGGACGCUGUCCCCGACCAAAAGUACUGUGAACGACACAUCAACCGAGGCCGCCAUCGUUCAAGAAAGCCUGUGGAAGGCCAAAAUGGCCACAAUACUAAUGCCGCUCCGUCCAAGGCAGCAGCAGCAGCUGCGACGACUACGGUUGUUGCAAUGCGUGGAUCAGAUAAUAACAAUAGCCUCAAUGCCAAUCCUCCUCCUUCAACGGAUACUUUGGCUAACAGAGUUCAAAACUCUCGAGGAGGUUCAGUUUUUACCGUACAACCGAAGGAAACUCAUCAUCCAAAACAGAGCAAUAACCCUUUCGAAUUCGGACUCAUCUCCUCUGAUUCCUUACUUAACCCCUCGCACAAGCAACCGUCUUCUUCUUUCGCAAACUCUUCAAAAGCCUUUGGAUCGUAUCUUGACUUCAGCAACCAGGAAAAGCACUCGGAUUCUUGGCCGCCUGAAGAGCUGAAAUCGGAUUGGACUCAGCUCUCAAUGUCAAUCCCCAUGGCUCCAUCUUCGCCUGUUCAAGACAAGCUAGCUCUCUCGCCUCUAAGGCUGUCUCGCGAGUUCGACCCGGCGAUUAACAUGGGAUUAGGCGUCAACACCGAGUUUCUCGAGCCUGCGAAGAAGGCGAAUAACUGGAUACCGAUCUCUUGGGGUAACAAUAACUCCAUGGGAGGUCCUCUUGGUGAGGUACUUAACAGCACUACGAAUAGUCCCAAGUUUGGUUCUUCUCCAACAGGCGUCUUGCAAAAGUCGACGUUUGGUUCUGUCUCUAACACUAGCUCCGGGAGCAGCACUGUAAUUGGAGAUAGCAGUAACAAGAACGGCGAUGGAAAGGAUCCUCUUGGACCAACCACACUGAUGAACACUUCUGCUUCUGCUCCUUCUCAGUGA